Tricharina praecox is the source of this 597-nucleotide messenger RNA. RefSeq lists its product as uncharacterized. The record is from RefSeq and is a predicted model, not a curated record. The transcript has 3 exons. Bases 1 to 597 code for a protein of 198 amino acids. NCBI's taxonomy places the organism in Eukaryota, Fungi, Ascomycota, Pezizomycetes, Pezizales, Pyronemataceae.
AUGGGGUCCCCCGGUUGGUUUUUGAGUGCGAUUGGCACUGUAUAUUGUGUAUACUUGGCGUUCACUGGCGUAGUCGCCGGCUCGCCGUCAUCCCUAACUUUGAUUCGGGUUACAUGGGUCCUUCGGGACCCACUACCCAGUCGGCCGUCACUAAUCGUGACGCCGGAGAAUGGGCCGAUCAAUGGGUUCAUGGGGGAGAUAAUUCCCCCGUUGUCCACCGGGCACCGUCAACGGUGCCGGUUGCAGCGAAGCGAGGAAGGCGACAGUACUGGAUGCGACAACGAAGACACAGCCAUGGUCUCGGAGUAUCACGUCCAGCAGGUCGCCGCCAAGCACCGUGUUGAGCUGACCGAUGAGGGGAACAACACGACCACCCACAACAUUGCGGCUCUCUUACUUGGCCAUUGGCCAAUCUACCUCGCGGGGACAAUGGCUCCCCGAGGACGACAUUCGUCCGCUACCAGGCUCGCUGCUGGAUCUUUUGUGAAGAUGCGACAGUUUGGACGUCUCAAGGCUAUCCAGACCGCCCAAGAGAACGAAGAAAAAGGAAACGAUGGGUUCAAUAUCAAGAAGAAGGAGGAGAAGGCGAAGAAGUAG